Molecule: messenger RNA, 309 nt
Organism: Nematocida parisii ERTm1
Lineage: Eukaryota; Fungi; Microsporidia
Exons: 1
Coding region: 1-309 (102 amino acids)
Source: RefSeq, a predicted model, not a curated record
AUGAUCAGACAUGGAUUGUUUGAUGCACAGAAAAAGUCUGCAAUAAACAUAGAAAAUACAUCCGCUAGCCCACUUUCCCCAGGAAAUGACGAUCAGAAAAUGCAGCUUCCUUCAUUUGCACAGAACUUCACAAAUGGGCAUCUAGUAAUCAGUGGCUCUUCUAUAACCUCCAACCCUUCAAGCAUUCUUACUGCUCAGAGCCUGUUCAAAAACUCCCUAGACAAGGCUAAAGAAAAGGUUAAGGCAGGAGAGAAGGUUCUUGCCUUCUGGGGAUAUGUAACCUCACUGCUUUCAUCAGCACGCCAAUAA